AUGGCGACACUGCCUCCGUUCUUGAGAUCCCCGGCGCAGUGUGCACACCCAAAUUCGUACAUAAACGCGAGUUUCUACCAUGACAGAUUCAAAGCAUCUGUACACGCUCUGUGGUGGCCGUCACGCGUUGAGCACCCGCGUACAGUGCUCGUCUUCAUACCAGGUAAUCCUGGCCUGGUGGAUUUCUACACUCCCUUCUUGACGGCCAUCCAUGACGCGUCGGAGGGUAAGAUACCAAUCCUUGCUCAUGCUCAUAUCGGACACACGCCGGGGUUCACAAUCCUCCAUGAUCCGCCAAAGUUCGGCUUGACUGCUCAAGUUGUAAGCGCUAUCGAGGCUGUGGAUGCUGUGGAACGUACAUUUGGAGAGACAACGCAGGUCGUCGUUGCUGGUCACAGCAUAGGGUCAUGGAUUGCUUUGCAAGUCCUCAAAGCUAGACCUGACACCGUGUCGUCCGUGUUGCUCUUAUUUCCCACCAUCGCACACAUCGCAAACACGCCGAACGGUCGCGUACUCUCUCCGCUAUUUCGUCCACCGUUGCCAUACAUCAUCUCGUGCAUAAGUAUCCUGCUAUGGCUUAUGCCCCUCCGAAUUCUAUGGUUGCUGAACAAGGACUGGCCGCUUGCGCGAGUUCGGGUCCUCCGCGCACUAACGCACUCUCCAUCCUCGAUAUAUUCAUGUCUCACUAUGGCACAUGAUGAAAUACAGCUUGUUCGAGAGCUCGAUGCUCCCCUUAUGCAAGAGUUUAGACACCGCCUGCACCUCUUCUUCGCCGAGCAGGAUGGCUGGGUUGGUCCGGACCAACGAGAGCUUAUAUUGCGUACCUUCGAUGCGGAUCCGGGAUCGGUAAAGGUGGUUCACGGACGCAGAGAUAUUCCUCACGCGUUUUGCAUCAACCACGGAGCAGAGGUAGCCGCGCAGUGCUUUGAGUGGCUCAAGUCAGGCGAUUUCUUAUGA
Messenger RNA from Sparassis crispa, 957 nucleotides. RefSeq lists its product as hypothetical. The transcript has 5 exons. NCBI's taxonomy places the organism in Eukaryota, Fungi, Basidiomycota, Agaricomycetes, Polyporales, Sparassidaceae. Gene Ontology annotation, biological process: lipid storage. Gene Ontology annotation, cellular component: lipid droplet. The record is from RefSeq and is a predicted model, not a curated record. Gene Ontology annotation, molecular function: lipase activity. Bases 1 to 957 code for a protein of 318 amino acids.